Saccharomyces cerevisiae S288C is the source of this 936-nucleotide messenger RNA. RefSeq names its product F1F0 ATP synthase subunit gamma (gene ATP3). Gene Ontology annotation, cellular component: mitochondrion; membrane; mitochondrial inner membrane. Bases 1 to 936 code for a protein of 311 amino acids. The record is from RefSeq and is marked reviewed. Gene Ontology annotation, molecular function: proton-transporting ATP synthase activity, rotational mechanism. Gene Ontology annotation, biological process: proton transmembrane transport; proton motive force-driven ATP synthesis. NCBI's taxonomy places the organism in Eukaryota, Fungi, Ascomycota, Saccharomycetes, Saccharomycetales, Saccharomycetaceae. The transcript has a single exon.
AUGUUGUCAAGAAUUGUAUCAAACAAUGCAACACGCUCCGUAAUGUGCCACCAAGCGCAAGUGGGUAUUCUUUAUAAGACUAACCCAGUGAGAACUUAUGCUACUUUGAAAGAAGUGGAAAUGCGUUUGAAAUCUAUCAAAAAUAUUGAGAAGAUCACAAAAACUAUGAAGAUUGUUGCAUCUACAAGAUUGAGUAAAGCUGAAAAGGCUAAAAUUUCCGCAAAGAAGAUGGAUGAAGCAGAGCAGUUGUUUUACAAGAACGCCGAAACCAAAAAUUUGGAUGUUGAGGCUACUGAAACAGGUGCUCCUAAAGAGUUGAUUGUUGCUAUCACCUCUGAUAAGGGGUUGUGUGGUUCUAUCCACUCUCAAUUGGCUAAAGCUGUGAGAAGACAUUUGAAUGAUCAACCAAACGCCGAUAUAGUCACUAUUGGUGAUAAAAUUAAAAUGCAGCUAUUGAGAACCCAUCCUAACAACAUUAAAUUGUCUAUUAAUGGAAUUGGUAAAGAUGCCCCAACUUUCCAAGAAUCUGCUUUGAUUGCCGAUAAGUUAUUGAGUGUCAUGAAGGCCGGCACUUACCCAAAGAUUUCCAUUUUCUACAAUGACCCAGUGUCUUCCCUAUCUUUUGAACCAUCUGAAAAACCGAUCUUUAACGCCAAGACCAUUGAACAAUCCCCAUCAUUCGGCAAAUUUGAGAUCGACACGGACGCAAACGUUCCAAGAGAUUUGUUUGAAUAUACUUUGGCUAACCAAAUGUUGACAGCAAUGGCUCAAGGUUAUGCUGCUGAAAUUUCCGCCAGAAGAAACGCUAUGGAUAACGCUUCCAAGAAUGCCGGUGAUAUGAUCAAUCGUUACUCUAUCUUGUACAACAGAACAAGACAAGCUGUCAUUACUAAUGAACUGGUUGAUAUUAUUACUGGUGCUUCCUCUUUGGGAUGA